Molecule: messenger RNA, 6022 nt
Organism: Corythoichthys intestinalis (scribbled pipefish)
Lineage: Eukaryota; Metazoa; Chordata; Actinopteri; Syngnathiformes; Syngnathidae
Product: major facilitator superfamily domain-containing protein 6-A-like
Exons: 7
Coding region: 363-2552 (729 amino acids)
Biological process (GO): antigen processing and presentation of exogenous peptide antigen via MHC class I
Cellular component (GO): plasma membrane
Source: RefSeq, a predicted model, not a curated record
UCUUUCAACAGUUGACUAAUUUAACAAGGAGCACUUUUGGAUCAGUAGUUAUUGUGGUCACGUGAACAAUAAUUACACUUGCUAGAUCAAGUUUAUGCCUUACAAGGCUGGGCAAGUUAACAAGUUAUUUUAAUCAUGCAUUAACAUCAGAGUCACCAAAGACGAAGUCAAGCCUUUUCUCUGCUUUGUUUGAUUCUGUAUCCUGAUCUGAUGCAAUUGAGAACAGCGUGCUGAUGGGUAUUAGAGUGGUGGAACAAACAAACAUGUAGCUCCACUCAGAGUACUAGUAUGCCACUUGCAGAGGCAGAACUUAGGUGGGUAAAGUGGGCAUGGUUGGGUGAGGGGAGGUCAAACAGAAAGAUAUGCCAGUUGAUGACAAGAUUGUCAUCCUGACCGAUGAUGAUGAGGACGACAAGUCUGUGCCGGCGGAGGCAUUCAACAAGCUGUCGUUGCAGCAGAACAAUGUUCCUGAUCCCUCCUUUCCCUCCACCUCAGUCGAGCAGCCAGCGACCCUGCCGACCAGACCUUCCAGCUCCUUGGACUGCUGCAAAACAAUGUUCCUCCGCAUCAAUACUCACCUGCUCAUUUCUAAAAUCUUCUACUUCUUCUUCUACGCCGCCUACGGCUCACUGCACCCGCUGCUUGCCGUCUACUAUAAGCAGCUGGGUAUGUCUGCCAGUCGCAGCGGUUUGCUGGUAGGCAUCCGUUACUUCAUCGAAUUCUGCAGUGCGCCGUUCUGGGGCGUGGUGGCCGACCGCUUCAAGAAGGGCAAGGUUCUGUUGCUCUUCUCAGUCUUCUGCUGGUUGGUGUUCAACUGUGGCAUUGGCUUUGUAAAGCCGGCCGACAUGAAAUGUGUGGAGAAGGGUGCCGACGUAACAACAGCGCCCCCAGUAACCACAACUCUCCCACCUGGAAACUUCACACAGGAUAAUAACACAUCCGAGCGUGUCCGCCGCAGCCUCUUCGACCUGUAUUGGCUCACUGAGUUGCCCAACCGCAGAUCCCAGCGAAGUGUCAAUGAUACACCACCAGCUGUCAACACAACUACUACAACCACCACAACUGUUCCGACAGUCAUUUUGAAGGAGUACCUUAUAGUCUAUGACAGUUCUCAAGUGGAGAACAUCUUCCUCAUCAUUCUGCUGGUCAUCAUAGUCGGAGAGUUCUUCAGCGCUCCGGCCCUCACCAUGGUGGACACAGUCACGCUGAAGUACCUUGGCAAAGCCCGCGAUCGCUACGGCCUGCAGAGGAUGUGGGGAUCUCUGGGCUGGGGGCUCGCCAUGCUACUAGUGGGCAUCUGGAUAGACCACACUCACAUUAGCGUUGUGGUUGACGGUCUCGGCUGUAUUCUGCCAGAUGUCCGGCUGCGCAACUAUCAGAUCGCCUUCAUUGUCUUUGGUGUGCUAAUGGGUGCAGCGUUUGUUGUUGCAACUCAGUUCUACUUUGAAAAGGAGAUUGACUAUCGACAGGAAGUUCCAGAAGGUGUUGAAGUGGAGCCAGACACUGGGCAGGCGCCGGCCGAUUCCGAUCCAUCCAACAGUAGUGUCGUUGUCCAUCAGGAGUUCCACUUCACUGACCUUUUGAAGUUGCUCUGCAGUGUGCGCUACAGCUCUGUUCUAUUCGUGGCCUGGUUUAUGGGCUUCGGCUACGGCUUUGUCUUCAGCUUCCUAUACUGGCACCUGGAAGACCUUCACGGCACUUACACUCUCUUUGGUGUCUGCUCCGUCCUUAGUCACGUUUCGGAGCUCGCGGCUUACUUUACCAGUCACAAGUUCAUUGAGCUGGUGGGACACAUCAGGGUGCUCUACAUUGGCUUGGGCUGCAACACUGCUCGAUACUUGUACAUCUCAUACCUCCAUAAUGCCUGGACUGUGCUGCCAAUGGAGGUCCUUCAAGGUGUGACGCAUGCCUCUGUCUGGGCCGCUUGUAUUUCCUUUUUGAGCGCCGCCGUCCCGCCAGCUCUUAGGACAUCCGCCCAGGGCAUUCUGCAGGGUCUUCACCUCGGGCUCGGCCGCGGUUGCGGCGCCAUGGUGGGAGGACUGCUGGUUGGUUAUUUUGGCGCUGCAGUGUCAUUCCGGGGUAUUGGUAUGGCCUCCCUGGUCAUACUCCUCAUCUUCACCUUCAUCCAGUGUCUGACAGGCAAAACGGAAGAGAACGAGGACAAAAUGCUGGCAGAAAACAUUCCAGUCCCAUCCAGCCCUGUUCCUAUUGCCACCAUUGACUUAGUAGACAACCAUAGCACGAGAGAGAGCCCCCCUCUCAACAACCAGGUUGCCCCUCUCCCUGUGAAGAAGACCAAGUACCAAGAAGAGCAGGAGGACAUAGCCCGGACAGCCUGGGGGCUCUCUGGCGCCCCCUGGGUCACCAUCGCCUUCGCUAUCAUGCAAAUCACGGAGAUGGUGAACAUGGCCAAGAUUGGUCAGCCACCUCGUGAGACGCAGCCACUACAGGUUCCUAGUGAUGCAGCAGUGGUGGCUCACGGAAACGCUGGUGACAGCGAUGUCCCGCCCACACAUGGACCGGGCCCUACCCCUUCGGCGUCUACAGACUGACAAAGAUGACAUGAAAAAAAAAAUCUUUAGAUCUCAGUUGUUCAACUUCCUGUCACGUGAAGACUGGUAAAUACUUUUGCUGAUGUGGAAAUCUGUUGAUGUCAAUAGUAAGUUAAUUUGAUGGUGGUUUAAUUUAAGUUUAAUUUAAGAAUUUUGUCAAUGAAGGGCGGCAUUUUGAAGCUGGGUGCAUUUGUUUCAUGCAAAACCAGUUUUUAGAUCAACAUUCCUGUUGGCUUGACUAAAGUCAGUUUUACUCGCCUUAUCUUACACAUUCCCAGUAAAGCACUGUAAUGCUCAAAACUGUUUAUAUGCAUUCUAUCAGCACAUUCAUUUUUGAUGGUUUAUAUCUUGAAUUAGAGAUAUGGUGACUGCACUUUGGGAGAGAACCAUGCCAUCAAACACAGCUCACUGAAAGUGAACAUCUAAAAUCAAAUGCCAAAGAAUUCGAAAUGCUGUACAUGUGUUGCUGAAGGCCCAUUUCAUUCGUAUGUACAUAAAUGAUUCUUGUAAAUCACCAUGAUGUUGAUCAUUUUCACAAAAAGCCCACAAUGACCGUAAUAUUUUCAGAAUAUGAAAUCAUCUUUAUAAGCCAAGUAUGUUACAAACACAUGGUAAUUUGUCCCCGGUAUAUAGAGCUGCUCUAGUGUAACCAUCAGAGAAAAAAAGAAGCCACUUUCAUCAGAUUACAUUUAGAACGUAACGCAUAAGUACCAAGAGCCAUUUAGGUACAGUGAGGUGGAAAAAAGUAUUUAAUCAGCCACCAAUUGUGUAAGUUUUCCCACUUAAAAAGAUGAGAGAGGCCUGUAAUAGUCAUCAUAUGUAUACCUCAACUAUGAGAGACAGAAUGAGGAAAAAAAAUCCAGAAAAAUCCAUUUUUCAAAGAAUUUAUUUGCUAAUUAUGGUGGAAAAUAAGUAUUUGGUCACCUACAAGCAAGCAAGAUUUCUGGUUCUCACAGAGCUGUAACUUCUUAAAGAGGCUCCUCUGUUCUCUUCACUCGUUACCUGUAUUAUUGGCACGUGUUUGAACUCAUUCUCAGUAUAAAAGACCCCGCUCUACAAUCUCAAACAGUCACACUCCAAACUCCAAUACGGCCAAGACCAAAGAGCUGUAAAAAGGACACUUGAAACAAAAUAGUAGACCUUCACCUGGCUGGGAAGACUGAAUCUGCAAUAGGUAAGCAGCUUGGUGUGAAAAAAGAAACUGUGGGAGCAUUCAUUCAUUCAUUCAUUCAUUCAUCUUCCAUGCCGCUUAUUCCAGUUAUUAGAAAAUGGAAAAUAUACAAGACCACUGAUAAUUUCCCUCCAUCUGGGGCUCCAUGCAAGAUCUAAGCUGGUGGGGUCAAAAUGAUCACAAGAACAGUGAGCAAAAUUCCCAGAACCACAUCGGGCGACCUCGUGAACUACCUGCAGAGAGCUGGGACCAAAGUAACAAAGGCUACUAUCAGUAAUGCACUACGCCACCAAGAACCGAAAUCCUGCAGUGCCAGAGUUGUCCCCCUGCUUAAGUCAGUAUACGUCCAAGCCAAUCUUAAGUUUGCUAGAGUGCAUUUGGGUGAUCCAGUAGAGGACUCGGAGAAUGUCAUAUGGUCAGAUGAAACCAAAAAUGUAUAUUUUUUGGUAGAAAUGCAACUUUUUGUGCUUGGAGGAGAAAGAAUGCUGAAUUGCAUCCAAAGAACACUAUAUCUACUGUGAAGGAAGUGGUGGAAACAUCCUGCUUUGUUUUUCUGAAAAGGGACCUGGACAACAGAUCUGUGUAAAGGAAAGGGUAAAUGGGGCCAAAUAUCGUGAGAUUUUGAGUUGAAAACCUCCUUCCUUCAGCAAGGGCAUUGACGAUGGAACGUGGCUGGGUCUUAAAGCAUAACCAUGAUCCCAAACACACUGCCUGGAAAACAAAGGGGUGGCUUCGUAAGAAGCAUGUCAAGGUCCUGGAGUGGCCUAGGCAAUACCCAGGUCUCAACCCCAUAGAAAAUCUUUGGAGGGAGUUGAAAGUCUGUGUCGGCCCCAAAACGUCACUGCUCUCAAGAUCAUCUGCAUGAAGUAAUAGAAUAGAAUAGGAACGCCUUUAAUGUCAAUACACAAAGUGUCGUGAGAUUUAAAGCUGCCCCAUAGUUUGCACACACACACACACACACACACACACACACACACACACAUAGAAUGGAUUGAAAAGUAUGUACAAUCUCCAAUAUGCAAAAGAAUAUACACAACACAAUAGAAAAUGCAUCAGUGGGGAGUCAGUGACUUGUAAUAGUGAUACUCUUGUGGUAUAGGUAAGGUGACAUUUGAUAGCAUCAUUCAGUAAUAAAUAUUGGUUAUUAACAGUGCAAAAUACAGGUUACAGUUUACAAUAGGUUUCUCAAUGCAAACUAGAGUUGAGUAUUGUGACAGCUUUAGGGAAGAAGCGGUCUCUGAGUCUGUUUGUUCUGGCUGAUAUGGACCUGUAUCGCCUGCCAGAGGGUAGCAGGUUGAACAGAUGGAAGCCGGGGAGUGUAGUGUCCUAUAUUAUGCUUUUUGCUCUGUUCAGGCAUCUGGAGUUGUAGGUGUCAGUCAAGGAAGGCGGUGGCUUCCCGAUGAUCUUUUGUGCAGUGUUGGUCACCCUCUGCAGUCACUUCCUGUCUGCCACUGUGCAGCUUGAUUGCCACACUGACACAGUGUAGGUCAGCAGGCUCUCUAUGGUGGAGCGGUAGAAGGUCACCUGCAGGUUUGUGCUCAGUUGUUCCUUUUUGAGCACUCUGAGAAAGUGUAGUCGCUGCUGUGCCUUCUUGACCAUGGCUGAUGUGUUGGUUGACCAGGAUAAGUCCGCAGAGAUAUGGACCCCUAGGAAUUUGAAUGGCUGCACUCGCUCAACACAUUCACCGUUGAUGUACGGGGGGGCAGGUGUAGCGCUGUUUCUCCAGAAGUCCAGGAUGAGUUCCUUUGAAUGGAGAUGUUUAGUGCUAGGUUGUUGGUUGCACACCACCUCUCCAGGUUCAGGACCUCAUUCCUGUAGGCCUGGGUUAUCAUCCCACCACCGUUGUGUCAACAGCGAAUUUGACGAUGAUGUUCUCCGGGUGGGAGGGGCUGCAGUCAUAUGUGUGGAGCAAGUACAAGCGUGGGCUCAGCAUACAGCCUCGCGGUGAGCCAGUGCUGGGAGUGAGGGCAGAUGAAAGGUGGCGGCCCAGUUUCACCUGUUGGGGCCGGUUGAUUAAAAAGUCUUUGAUCCAUGAGCUGGUAUGGAUGGAUAUAAAUGGACCAAAAUACCAGUAACAAUUUGUGAAAACCUUGCGAAGACUUGUGAAGAAAAUGUUUAGACCGCUGUCAUUCCCAACAAAGGGAAUAUAACAAAGUAGUGAGAUGAACUUUUGUUCUUGACCACUUAUUUUCCACCAUGAUUUGCAAAUAAAUUAUUUAUCCCUUAACCCCUUAUAGCCUAAUGUAUCACAUUUGAUACUUAGAAUUUCAUUAUUUUGACACUAAUUUAGAAUUUUUUU